Molecule: messenger RNA, 2763 nt
Organism: Corvus hawaiiensis (hawaiian crow)
Lineage: Eukaryota; Metazoa; Chordata; Aves; Passeriformes; Corvidae
Gene: IMPA2
Product: inositol monophosphatase 2
Exons: 8
Coding region: 16-903 (295 amino acids)
Biological process (GO): inositol metabolic process; phosphatidylinositol phosphate biosynthetic process; signal transduction
Molecular function (GO): inositol monophosphate 1-phosphatase activity
Source: RefSeq, a predicted model, not a curated record
AGCGCGGCCGCCGCGAUGAAGCCGUGCGAGGAGGAGGAGGAGGAAGGGCGGGCGACGGCGGGUGGCGGCGGCGGGGACCCCUGGAAGGAGUGCGCGGAGGUGGCGGUGCAGCUGGCGCGCCGCGCCGGGCAGAUUAUUAGGAAAGCUCUAACAGAGGAAAAACAAGUGUCCACGAAGACAUCUGCAGCAGAUCUUGUGACAGAAACUGAUCAUUUUGUGGAAAAUUUAAUUAUUUCUGUUCUGAAAGAGAAGUUUCCCUCCCACAGGUUUAUUGCAGAAGAAUCCACUGCUGCAGGUUCAAAAUGUGUCCUCACCGACAGCCCGACCUGGAUUAUUGACCCUGUUGAUGGAACAUGCAACUUUGUGCACAGAUUUCCAACAGUGGCAGUGAGCAUUGGAUUUGCUGUUAACAAAGAGCUUGAAUUUGGUGUAAUUUACCACUGCACUGAAGAACGAUUAUACACUGGUAGAAGAGGUCAAGGGGCAUUUUGUAAUGACAAAAGGCUUCAGGUAUCAAAAGAGACAGAUAUCUCGAAGGCCUUAAUUUUAACAGAAAUUGGUCCAAAACGUGACCCUGCAACUUUGAAAUUGUUCCUUGGUAAUAUUGAGAGAUUGCUCAAGGCCCAAGCACAUGGGGUCCGUGUCAUUGGGAGCUCCACGCUGGCCCUGUGCCACUUGGCGUCCGGCGCUGCAGACGCCUAUUACCAGUUUGGGUUGCACUGCUGGGACCUGGCAGCAGCCACUGUCAUCAUCAGAGAGGCUGGUGGCACUGUGAUAGACACUUCAGGGGGACCUCUGGAUCUUAUGUCCUGCCGAGUGAUUGCCGCGGGCACAAGAGAGAUGGCCAUGUUCAUAGCUCAGGAAAUACAAACUAUUCACUACCAACGGGACGACGAGAAUUAAAUACUCACUGUACCGAGUUUGCCCUCCUGAACCGUGUAACGUUUGCAAGAUGGGUGUCUUGGAAGGGUACGUGAUUGCAGCAGGAUGAUUUCUGGGGAGAUUUUCUGUGUCAAAUAUUUUUUAUAAAUUUAUUACCAUGUGGGAAGGCAGAGGGAGAUUUUUAAACCUCUAAGAACCGUGUUUCCUUUUUAAUAUGUAUCUCUUUCAGCAGUAUCUUUUUUAUAAGAUAGAGUAUUUUACUUGUAGCAAAUUAGUCUCAACAUUAAGUUGUAAUUUCAUAUCUGUGGGGCUGAUAUUUAGUCUUUUGUAACAUGCAGCUAAAAAAAUGGAACUUUAUUUUUACAGAUGCAGAUCUCAGGUAAAUGAGCUUUAGGACUGUAGUAAAGGAGGAGUAGUUGAGAUGUGUGCCUAUAAUAAAACCCUUGUUUCAUGAUACUUAAGAAUGCAAUAAAAAAGGCAUUGUUGUUUCCUAACGACAUCAUAGCUCUGUAUCCAUAAAUGUACAUGUAUGUGUGUCUGUGUGCGUGUAUAUAUAUGUGUGCAUAUACACUUAUAUGUAUGCACACAUGUACCCAGGUGUGUAUGUGUAUGUAUAUGGGUAUCCUGGAUGUUUACAGCAACUUAGAGAAUGCAUAGAGAGAAGAAAGCUAAUAUUGGAAGCUAUUUUCAGGUCAUGGUUUAGGUUACGUAGGUGAUUCCAGUCGGGGGCUCUCCGAAUGGCAAAGAGCAGAGCUGACCAUGGAAAAUGUUUAAUUGUUUUACAAGCUGCCCAGCUGGUUUUGUUUCCUUUCAUCCCUCUGCAUGGGCAUAAAUCAUACUGUCCUGUAGGCCUCUGUAAGAUGCUCAAACCUGCAAACACUUACUACCAUAGAGUACUUAUAGUCAAAAUCAGGAAUAUUGAACUCCAACUGAGUUAUUCACAGUAUUAACUAUGACACACAGCAGUAGGAGGCCAGCAGAACAGAGCACAGUGUCAAAGAGCUGUUGAUUUUAGAGAAACUUUGAGCAGAACAGCAGGAUUUGGCCCCUUACAGGCAAGUUAUUAAAAAUAUGCACUUAAGAUAUGCUUGCAAAAAGUUGUAAAUCACAUGCCCUUCUUGCACAACAUUGUAAUCACACUUUUUGAUCAGAAAAACCUGUAAAAUCAAGUUACAUAGAUUUCCUAAAUACACAGUUAUUCUCUAUCCCUGUAUCUAGCCAAUAAUUUCUAUUUAGACUGUGUUUUAUAUCAUGAGCACAAGGAAAAUACAAGUAUGUCGAGAAAAGCAGUUGAUAUGAAAUCACUUCUAUUUUUUCAUCAAAAAUUUAAUUAAAAGGUAUCUCUUUUUUGCAAGAGUGCAAAUUGAAUAAAGGAAUGAGCCAAAAGAGUUGGUUAAAAAUUUUACAUUUUUUUGUACACUGCAUGUGUAGUCUUUGUAAACAUGUUCAGAUAUCUGCUUAGAAGAUACAAACUAAGCAAUAUUUUUUAAAAAUAACCUUGUGUGUGUUUCUUGCAAUGAAAAAUGUUUUUCACUGAAUAUAACAGGAAGUUCUGUGUGAUUUCUUGAUUUUUUUUUCAUGAGAAAGACAAAAAUAUUGACUGUGUGAGGAAUAUCUAAAUCCAACUAAGCAUUUAAAAGCUGAUGGUUCUUAGCAGAAAAUCAACACUUUCCAUCACAGUGAUCAACAUUUUGUCACUGCUCCGUUUUACUCUCUCCAUCUCUUUGUACCCCUGUUUGGAAAAGGAGAUUGUAAGCCCUCUGGGGCAGGGACUACAGUAGUUUGGCUCUGGGUUUUCACAGUGCUAAUAGGAUGAGAUUCUGGUCCCCAACUAGGCACCGAGGUGCUAUAAUAAUACAAAUAAUAAAUGCUAAUAGGCUC